UCUCGUGACAUGCUAACCAACCGGAAUAAUCACGAUCGCUAGCACCUGACAUCCACAGUGACGCGCAACGCACUUCUUGUUUCUAAUUUGUAAGAUAGACCUAGUCUAGCCUGCACGUCGGAAUUAGAAUUCUGACAAGUAAACCCAGCCCCAGAGUUUAUUAUAUUCUGUCCGCGAGCAUCUCACAUUGGCUCCAUGUUUACGCCACUCGAACAUCACCUUUUAUCAAGGAUGACUAUAUCAGCCAUUUUCUGACCUCAAAAGAAAAGAAGACCAUCAUUCAUCAGUUCCAGGAAGAUUCUUGGCGCCCAAAUCGUCAGGUGCUAUGGACCGGAAUACCAAGGGACCAUGCUCAAAGAUGGGCCGAAAAGCAUGGUAUGCAAACAUUGACCACUGCAUUGGGGCUCCUUAUGGCUAAGGAAAAUGGGCGCUUUCCUUUUGCUAGAAAGAGCAAGAAGGAAUGGUCCCUAUAUAUUAAAGGUGCUUCUGCACUUUUUGCAUGGCAUAUAUGUGGAGGUAAAGAAGUCACUGUAUUGACUCCUCCACCACCAUUUAGGUUCAAUCCGUCCGGGUUCACCAAUUACCAAGUGAUUGAAGAACCCAUCCUCAAAGGUGGUAUUGACGGCAAACAUAUCUCAAUUAUCAUGUUGGUCCAUCCAGAUGUGAAAGGGGCAGAGGACUUCAAAUACCAGAUAUGGCCAGUGGACAAGACUUCUUCCUGGAUUGCUAAGUUUGGAUCUACAUAUCCCGGUACCAGAUGUUGGAGAGAAGGAAAGAAGGCGCCAUUAGUUCAUGGGGCUAAUGGUCAGAAUCUUCUGUAAGUGUUUGAGAUGAAGUUGAUAAGAGCGAUGCUGAUAGUUUGAACUUCAGUCUACCGUCCCCUGUGU
Aspergillus pseudotamarii is the source of this 887-nucleotide messenger RNA. RefSeq lists its product as uncharacterized. Lineage: Eukaryota; Fungi; Ascomycota; Eurotiomycetes; Eurotiales; Aspergillaceae. The transcript has a single exon. The coding region runs from base 378 to 821 and encodes 147 amino acids. The record is from RefSeq and is a predicted model, not a curated record.